AUAAAAGUGAGCCUACUUGAGUUGAGCGGAUUUAUCUCUCAAUAGUAUAGAGCGUUUCAAUAUUUUGUGGACUUAUUUUCAUAGAUUUUUAAGUUUAUUUCUUUAGUUUGUAAAUUAGUGUUUAUUUUUGAUUACUCAGCAAAAUGAAAUCCGAAGUGAUGAAGUAUGAAGGGAUAGCUAUGAGCUAUGGAAACAUCAUACUUCCAAGUCAUAAAUUCAUGUGUACACCUUCAUUCAUGGAUGGUUUAGAUGCACAAAGUGAAUACCAAAUGAGGAUUUUAGGUACAGAAUUAAUUCAAACAGCGGGAAUUUUGUUGAAGCUGCCCCAAAUAGCGAUGGCCACAGGACAAGUUUUAUUCCAACGGUUUUACUAUUCAAAAUCUUUUGUUCGUCACAAGAUGGAAAUAACAGCCAUGGCUUGUACUCUUUUAGCCUCUAAAAUUGAAGAGGCGCCAAGAAGGAUUCGUGAUAUAAUCAAUGUUUUUAAUCAUAUACGCCUGGUUAGAGCAGGUCUACCAGCUCAACCAGUGCUCCUGGAUCAAACUUAUAUUGAAUUGAAAAAUGAAAUUAUUUACAAAGAGAGACAAUUGUUAAAAGAGACAGGUUUCUGUGUCCACAUGAAACAUCCUCAUAAAUUUAUCGUCACUUUACUUCAGAUCUUGGACCUGAAAGAUAAUAAAACACUCAUGCAAAUAUCAUGGAAUUAUAUGAAUGACAGCUUAAGGACUGAUGUAUUUUUGAGGUGGCCUCCUGAAACAAUAGCAUGUGCUUGCGUACAUUUAAGUGCCAAUCUUUUAGGCAUUCCAUUAUUAACAAAUCCAGCAUGGUAUGAACUUUUUGAUGCCUCCAAAGAAGGAAUAGAAGAAAUUUGUCUCACCAUACUCAAAGUUUAUACACUAAAGAAACCUAAUCAAGAGGAAUUGGAACAAAAAAUAGAUUCAUUGAGACAAAAUUGGGAGAAUAAAAAUGGCGUCAAAGCUAAUAAAGGACUGACGGAUGAAACCAAUGCAAACAUAAAUACCUCAACAACGUCCGUACAUGAAAAGGAAAAGAAGAGUAGUAAAAAUAGUCACAAUGAUAAUAGUUCUGCAAGAUCAUCCACACGAGUUGAAAAUAGUGAGAACCGAUCUAGAUCGAAAGAACGCUCUAAAGAUCGUAGUUACUAUAAAUCAUACAAAAAACAUAAAAAAGACAAAGAUCGAUAUCGAAAGUCAAGUCGAUAUUCUCAUCGUUAUGAUUAAUUGACAAUUGAAAUAGAUAUUUAUCAAUGAACUUGGCUCAAAACGUAAUACAUCAUGAUAAAGUCUAUUUGUACAUUAAAACAUUUAUAAAAAUUAAAGAUAUAUUAACGAAACAAA
Molecule: messenger RNA, 1358 nt
Organism: Tetranychus urticae (two-spotted spider mite)
Lineage: Eukaryota; Metazoa; Arthropoda; Arachnida; Trombidiformes; Tetranychidae
Product: cyclin-L1
Biological process (GO): regulation of transcription by RNA polymerase II
Molecular function (GO): cyclin-dependent protein serine/threonine kinase regulator activity
Source: RefSeq, a predicted model, not a curated record